This is a messenger RNA of Chaetomium fimeti, 1182 nucleotides long. RefSeq lists its product as uncharacterized. The coding region runs from base 1 to 1182 and encodes 393 amino acids. NCBI's taxonomy places the organism in Eukaryota, Fungi, Ascomycota, Sordariomycetes, Sordariales, Chaetomiaceae. The transcript has 2 exons. The record is from RefSeq and is a predicted model, not a curated record.
AUGUCGCCUCGGCCAUCACUGCUGGGCAUAAGCUCGGCGCUAUGGCUGUUAUUCGCAAGCUUUGCGCACGAUGCUGCUGCCCACCCCUACCCGAAAGAUGACCUACACGCAGCGGGCUAUGGCUAUCUCAUGCCCCGCCAAUGCAACCAGUACUGCGGCUACAACAACAUGUUCUGCUGCGAGGAGGGAACCCAGUGCUACACAGCCGACGGCAUUGCCGGCUGCUCGUCCGACGCAGGCGGCGGCUGGGCUCGGUACACGACAACAUGGACACUGACGCAGACCUUCACCAAGACGUACAACUCCUUCGUCCCGGCCGCGACCGCUCCGCCAGGCACCGGCGACUGCGUCCCGCCCGAGGGGUCCGGCCAGAUCGCCUGCGGCAACAUCUGCUGUGCGAGCUGGCAGUAUUGCGCCUUCAAAGGGCAGUGCAUGGCGAACAACCCCGGUCCCGAUCCCGGCCCGGCCCCGACGCGCACCGACGGAUCGGAGACCAUCACGACCGCCUUCAGCGCGCCGUACCGCGUAACCAGCGGCACCGCCACAACGACAGGCACCGACACCGCCGCGGGUGCCGCCACCAGCACGGGCGCAGUGAGCCCGGGGGGGACGGCAGGCGGGCUGAGCGGCGGCGCCAUCGCCGGUAUUGUCAUCGGCACUAUCGCGGGCGUGGCCCUGCUGCUGCUCAUCUGCGCGUGCUGCGUGGUGCGCGGCCUGUGGCACGGCCUGCUCGCGCUGCUCGGGAUCGGCAAGAAGAAGAAGGAGGAGACGGUCAUCGAGGAGGAGCACUACCGCCGCGGGUCGUCCCACACCCACCGCGACAACCACGGCUCGUGGUACGGCGGCCGCCCCAGCUCCGCCGGCGCCCGCAAGGAGAAGAGCAAGGGCGCCGGCCUGCUCGGCAUCGGUGCUGCCCUCGGCACGCUGGCCCUGUUGCUGGGGUUGAGGAGGGAUAAGAAGAAGAAGGCGGCCCCGUCCAAGACGAGGAGCGACGUCGCUAGCAGUUACUGGUCGGAUUCGUACACGGCCACCAGCCCGAGCUCAAGAAGCAGCGACAGACGGACCCGUCACUCGCGCCCCAGCAGGGCGCCGAGCAGGGUGACCCGGACAACACACACCCGCACUCGCGUGUCGAGGUCGAGAGGGCCAUCGGUACGAUCGCAACGGUCGCCGAGGCCGUGA